AUUAUUCAGUAAAAUUUAGAUACCAUGGCAACAGCAAAAUUUAAGGAAGCAUCACCGUACACCAAACCGUCGCCGAAGCCGCCUGUAGAGGACUAUCUUUAUAAGCAAUACUUGCAGGAUCUUACAUUGAAAAGUAAUUCACACAAUCAAGUAUUGGGAGUCGCCCUGUUCGGUGUAGGUCGAGCUGGAACAAUUCAUUUAUCCAACGUCAUCUCCAAUCCACGUCUGAAGUUAUUGUACGUAGUAGACGAUGCAGAAUCCAAGUGGCCAAGUCUUCGACAGUAUUGGCACCUGGAGAACGUCACCCUUUUGCACAGUAAACAAGCAGACAAAGUGUACAAUGACCCAAAAGUAGAUGUACUUGUCGUUGCUUCGCCGACAUUUACACAUGAGACAAUUGUAACGAAGGCGUUAGAAGCGAAGAAGGCUGUUUUUUGUGAAAAACCGAUAGCCGAGGAUCGCUCGAAUACAAUGAAAUGUUAUGAAACCGCCAAGAAGGUCGGCAAACCUCUGUUCAGCGCCUUCAACAGACGUUUUGAUCCCAGCUACGCAGCAGUUAGAGAAAAAGUCAGGAGGGGAGACAUUGGACACGUACAUGUAAUUAAAACUGUCUCACGGGAUUCUCCUCUUCCUACCAUUGAUUACUUGAAACACUCUGGUGGUAUUUUCCACGACUGCAUGGUCCAUGAUAUCGACAUAAUUACUUGGGUUCUUGGAGAGUAUCCAGUGAGGGUUGCCGUCCAAGCCACCGCAAACAUUCCAGAAAUCAAAGCAAUUGACGACUUCGACACUGUAGCAGUGAGCCUAUACUUCCCUUCAGGAACUCUGGGGACGAUCGACCUUUCACGAAACAGCAAUUUCGGGUACGAUCAGCGUCUCGAGGCGUUCGGUCCCAAGGGCAUGGUUAAAGCAGACAACGAGCAACCGAUACACUGUGUGAACACAAAUUACGGCCUCGAAGGAACAUGCAGUGCUCCUAUUUGGUAUUCGUUCGCUAGCAGGUUUAGGAACGGAUAUAUCAGGGAACUGGACCACUUCAUCGACGUUGUACUCGGCUUGGACGAACUGUCCGUGUUACCCAAAGAAACUCUGGCGGUGAGCAAAGUUGCGGCUGCCUGCGAGGAAUCUGCUCGUACCGGGAAAAUGGUCGAGAUAAAAUGGGCACCAAAUGAGCUUCCCGAAAAUAAUUGAAGAAAUAAUGAAUUUGUAAUGCUGUAAAUUCAUUAUAAGUAUAUGGUUGUUGUUUGGGAAAAGGAAGAAAAAUUGUAGUUCCUAUUUCUCCUUUUCUCGUUGAUGUUGUUAUCUGAAAUUCGAUUGCAUAAUAAGGAAGAAUGUAUGAAAAAUUUAGUUGAAAUCAUGGUGUUACAUUUUUUAUCGAUAUAAUAAUGAAAAUACAGAAAAUACCAUAUACCCUAAAUAAAUAGUAAUGAUACAAAAUUCGCGAUGUUUGUUUUUGUAAAUUUGAUGGAAUUGUUAUAUAAAAGAAAUAGAAGUUUUUACAUA
This is a messenger RNA of Megachile rotundata (alfalfa leafcutting bee), 1503 nucleotides long. RefSeq names its product myo-inositol 2-dehydrogenase. Gene Ontology annotation, molecular function: oxidoreductase activity; nucleotide binding. Gene Ontology annotation, cellular component: cytoplasm. Lineage: Eukaryota; Metazoa; Arthropoda; Insecta; Hymenoptera; Megachilidae. Gene Ontology annotation, biological process: NADPH regeneration. The record is from RefSeq and is a predicted model, not a curated record.